Messenger RNA from Coccidioides immitis RS, 2541 nucleotides. RefSeq names its product SCF ubiquitin ligase complex subunit CulA. Gene Ontology annotation, molecular function: ubiquitin protein ligase binding. The record is from RefSeq and is a predicted model, not a curated record. The coding region runs from base 241 to 2541 and encodes 766 amino acids. Lineage: Eukaryota; Fungi; Ascomycota; Eurotiomycetes; Onygenales; Onygenaceae. Gene Ontology annotation, cellular component: SCF ubiquitin ligase complex. The transcript has 7 exons. Gene Ontology annotation, biological process: SCF-dependent proteasomal ubiquitin-dependent protein catabolic process; protein ubiquitination.
AGCUCCCUAACUUUCCUUCCGUCCACCAUUUUAUGAGGGUGCAAGUCUCCUCGUGCCACUAAGGAGAAGAGAAAAUCACAGUUUGGGGCCCUUGAACUGUUGCCAUCAAGCACUUGUAUUCCUCUCCUCGAAGUUGGGUGACAAAGGCAGCUUACUCCAGCACGCCGUUACAUCCGUUUCCCUACAGAGGCAGCCUAAUUACUGCUGAAGUUUUGCCUUCUCUGCAGAAAGCCCAUCGGCAUGCCUCCUCUCAACAUGUUAUCCUCCAACAGAGAAGUUGCAGAAACAUGGACGUUCUUGGAGAGGGGUGUCGAUCGGGUUAUGAACGACCUCGAGAGUGGAAUUGACAUGGCCACGUAUAUGGAUAUUUACACCGCCGUACAUAACUUUUGCACCUCCCAAAAGUUCCAGACCUCAUCCCAAACCACCAACACAGGCCAUCGUGGAGGAAAAUCUCACCUCCUCGGCGAGGAAAUCUACAUCCCUCUUGGCAACUAUCUCACACGCCAUCUCAACAGCGUCUAUGAAACCUCACUCAGCCAUUCGGAAGAAGCCCUUUUAGCGUUCUAUAUUCGAGAAUGGUCCCGCUAUACAACCGCUGCGAAAUACAUAAACCACCUCUUCCUAUACUUAAACCGUCACUGGGUGAAGCGAGAAGUCGACGAAGGCAAAAAGGGGAUUUUCGAUGUAUACACUCUACACCUUGUGAAAUGGAGGGAAGACUUUUUCAAGAAGGUUCAUGAAAGUGUGAUGACUGCCGUGCUCAACCUUGUGGAGAAGCAACGAAACGGUGAGACCAUUGAGCAAUCACAGAUUAAGAACAUCGUUGAUUCCUUUGUUUCUCUCGGCCUGGACGACAAUGAUACAUCUAAGACGACUCUCGUAGUUUAUCAGUACUACUUCGAGAGACCAUUUAUUGAAGCGACCAGAGCCUACUACGAGAGUGAAUCAAGGCGGUUCGUUGCUGAGAACAGUGUGGUGGAAUACAUGAAAAAGGCAGAAUCCAGGUUGGAAGAAGAGCGAGGUCGAGUGGACCUGUAUCUGCAUCCUGAUAUCACCAAAAACUUGAUGGACACUUGUUUGUCAGUGCUCGUUUCAGCGCAUUCGUCAUUGUUACGAGACGAAUUCCAAUCCCUCCUGGAUGCUGAGAGGCAGGAUGAUCUUGCUCGAAUGUACAGGCUACUUUCCAGGAUAAAGGACGGCCUUGACCCCCUCCGAAAUAAGUUUGAGACUCACGUUAGAAAAGCGGGUCUGGCUGCAGUCGACAAAAUUGCUGCAAGCAGCGACAACGUGGAACCCAAAGUGUACAUCGACGCUCUCUUGCAGGUACACUCGAAGUAUAAAAAUAUGGUCGAUGUGGCCUUUGCUGGUGAAUCAGAAUUUGUCCGAUCGCUAGACAACGCUUGUCGCGAAUUUGUUAACCGAAAUGCUCUCUGCCAUACAAGCUCUACCAAGUCGCCUGAACUACUUGCUCGAUAUACCGAUUCUUUACUCAAGAAAGGUCUGAAGACCCCGGAGGAGUCUGAAUACGAGGAACUUCUUGCGCAAAUCAUGACUGUCUUCAAGUAUAUUGAAGAUAAGGAUGUGUUCCAAAAAUUUUACUCUCGUAUGCUCGCUAAACGCCUCGUUCAUGUCAGCUCCGUAUCCGACGACGCUGAGACCAGUAUGAUCAGUAAGCUCAAAGAGGCCUGCGGUUUUGAAUAUACGAACAAGCUACAGCGCAUGUUUCAAGAUAUUCAGAUCUCCAAGGAUCUCAAUGCCAGCUAUAAAGACUGGGCGGCAAGCACUUUCGAUGAAGAAGAUCGCAAGAAGAUGGUUGACCCACAUUUCCAAAUUUUGGGAACCGGAUUCUGGCCCCUCAAUCCCCCUACUACGCAAUUUAUUCCGCCUGCGGAGAUUCUGAAGACCACUGAGCGUUUCAAGAGCUUUUAUUGCGACAAGCAUAGCGGUCGUAAGCUCACCUGGCUUUGGCAACUGUGCAAAGGUGAAAUCAAAGCGAAUUAUAUUAAAAACACUAAAGUCCCGUAUACCUUCCAAGUCUCAACUUAUCAGAUGGGUAUUCUUCUGCUGUACAAUGAGCAUGAUACUCUAGAUUACGGAGAGAUCGAGAAGGCAACAUCGUUGUCCCCAGAGAUACUUGAUCCGAACCUUGGUAUUUUAGUAAAAGCCAAGGUUCUCCUUCCAUCCCCGGAGGAUGGCAAGCCCCGUGCUGGAACUUCGUAUUCUUUGAACUAUAACUUCAAAGCAAAGAAGAUCAAGGUCAAUCUUAAUAUUCAAGUAAAAUCCGAACAAAAGACCGAAUCAGAGGAUACACAUAAGACCGUCGAGGAGGACCGAAAACUUCUUUUGCAGUCUGCAAUCGUGCGCAUUAUGAAAUCGCGCAAGAAGAUGAAGCAUGUCCAGCUUGUACAGGAAGUUAUUCAACAAGUGAAAGCACGUUUCCCUCCGAAGGUUCCAGACAUUAAGAAGAACAUUGAGGCGUUAAUGGAAAAAGAGUACAUUGAGCGACUGGACGGCGACGAGUUGGCGUACAUAGCAUAA